This is a messenger RNA of Populus nigra (black poplar), 1224 nucleotides long. RefSeq lists its product as uncharacterized. Lineage: Eukaryota; Viridiplantae; Streptophyta; Magnoliopsida; Malpighiales; Salicaceae. Gene Ontology annotation, biological process: cortical microtubule organization. The coding region runs from base 1 to 1224 and encodes 407 amino acids. The record is from RefSeq and is a predicted model, not a curated record. Gene Ontology annotation, cellular component: cortical microtubule. The transcript has 5 exons.
AUGAAAGGUAGCAGCAGGAAAGUCCCAGGCAUGCCAUUCAUCAAUGGAAGGAAGGACAGAGAUGAGGAUCUUCUUCUGUUCAAGGAAUUGCAUAGACGGGAAAAAGACCGGCUUGCCUGUCUCCUUCAGCCUGUUUCUGAUGAGUUUGAGCCUAAUAUUGCUGGGAAUCAUGCACUCUAUAGAAUUGCAUCUGGCAGGAAAGGUUCUGGAUACGAAUUGUUUGGCGAAAACGAUAAAAAUGAUUAUGACUGGUUGAAAACGCCGCCAGCAACUCCUCUGUUUCCUUCCCUAGAAAUGGAAGCGAACGCCCCGGGAAAUAUUUUCCAGCGGGAGAUACCGAUAAUUCAACCUCUCUCGAGGUUUGCAGACAAUACAGACGCAUUGAAGGGAAGUACUGUAACACUAAGGACUCCAAAUUCAAAACCUAAUAAGAUCCCUCAAAGAUCAGUAACCCCAGGUCAAAAACAAAGAAUCUCAACAUCAACUGAAAAUAAGAACAGCAAGGUAGCAGCACAAAUUCUGAACCAGAAAAUGGCCCAAUUGACAACAGAUUCGAAUAGAAAAACAAGUGUGAUUGUAAACUCAGCCAAACCCACUAACCAAAAAUCAAGUCAAACAAAUUUACUGUCCUUGAACCUUUCCAAGGAUAUAAAAACAAAGCCUGAAAAUAGAGGUGUGUCGCCUUCUGUCAGGUCAACAAUUGCAGCUCAAAUUCCAGGAUUUUCCAAUGACACGCCUCCUAAUCUUAGGACAGAUCGUGCAACUUCUGCUACUAGGGGCAGACCUGUUGCAGCCAAUCCAACAGCGUCAGUUCGUCAAAAACAAGACCCCGCUCCAAGGCCACGAAGGCAAUCCUGCUCACCAAGUGUGACAAGGGGUCGAAAAGAGAGCAAUGAAGAAAACUUGACCACUUCAAAAGGGAAAGCUGUAACGGGAAAUAACGGAGCUCAAAUUUUCGGAAGCAGAAUGGUAGACAAGGUAAUGAAUGCUAGAAAAUUGGGAGUUGAAGAAAGAGAAGCCAAGCCAAAGCAACAAAGUGCUACUAAAUCUGCUAAUAGUAGUGCUAAUGCAAGUCCUAGUCAUGGUUUUGGCAGGAUGAUGAUGACGACUAAGAGUCAAAUGGACAUGGCUUUCAAGCAUAUGGUGAUAGCAAAAGAUCGGAUCAAUUCUCGUCACCUUGGCAUUACCUCUGGCAGAAGCUCUGGCCAGAAUGAGCUCGACUAG